AUGCUUCGCAAGACCCCAACAGGGACUUGGAUCCCGGCCUGGGUCCCGGAAUCUACCGCCACUCUCUCUGUUCUUCUGCUGAUUUGCUCCAUGGUCCAGUCUGCCACCGGUGGUUAUGACGGUUCCAUGCUCAACGGCUUGAACAUCUUGCCUUCAUAUACGGAUUACUUCAAGUUGAACAAUGCCACCACCGGCCUCAACACAGCGUCCGUUUUCAUCGGUGGCUUCUUUGGCCCGAUUUGGGCCGGUGUCAUGACAGAUCGCCUUGGCCGCCGUCCCGCCAUAUUUUGGGGCUCGGUGGUUACGCUUCUGGGUAUUAUUCUGCAGACUGCGGCACAGAACAUUGCUAUGUUUGUUGUGGCGAGAAUCAUCCUUGGAUGGGGUAGUGCAAUCUCAUCAGUCGCCGGUGCCGUCUACCUGAGCGAAACAUUUGCAAGCAGGUAUCGUGCGUGGGGUGUUGGAAUUCUGAACAACUUUUACUAUGUUGGUUCGCUGAUUGCUGCUGGAGUUACUCUUGGCACAGGUCAGUGGCAGUCUACUUGGGCCUGGCGUCUUCCAUCGCUGCUUCAGGGAAUCUUUUCGUUUGCCUGUAUUAUAGUGCUGCCGUUUAUUCCCGAGUCACCGCGUUGGCUGGUGAGCAAAGAGCUCUAUGAGGAUGCCCGUCUCUCUGUUGCCCAGACCAACGCUGACGGCGACGUCAAUGACCCGGUUGUGGUGGCUGUCUACAAAGAGAUUAUUGACACUCUUGAAUGGGAGAAGAAGAACGGAAUGACAAUGAGUCCCAUGGAAAUUAUCAAGACUCCGACGGCGCGGAAGAGGACCUUGAUUGGUGCAUCGGUUGGGCCGUUCUCAUGCAUUGCUGGAAAUGUUAUUGCGUCGUAUUAUCUUGGAAAUGAGCUAGACACGGCAGGUAUAACAGACUACAAUGACCAGCUCAAGGCCAAUGUUGUCCUCAACGUCUGGUGUUUGUUUUGCGCAUUUGGAGGAACUCAUUUGGCGGCGGUAUGGGGUCGAAAGCCCACUGCCCUGCUUUCGCAGAGUCUUCUCAUCGUAUGCCUCUUCAUCAUCGGUGGCUUGUCCAAGAUGUACGCAGAUAACCCCGAUGGUGCCUCCCAGGCAUUGAUCUACGGAGAUGUCGCCGUCAUGUUCAUCUUCCAGGGAAUUUACUCCAUUGCUUUCACGCCCUUGCUAUAUCUUUACCCACCAGAAGUGAUGAAUUAUCCUAUUCGAGCCAACGGAUUGGCUUUGGUUGGAUUCAGUUUGAAUGGAUUGGCUCUUCUCCUCACGUUCGUGAUGCCCAUAGCGCUAACCAACAUUGGAUGGAAAACAUACAUCAUCAACGGCUCAUGGGACAUCAUCACGCUUAUCCUUAUUGCUGUUUACUGGGUAGAGACAAAAGGCAAAACGCUGGAAGAAAUCGACGCCAUCUUUGAGGGAGAGAAACAUUCGUCUGUACCUGAUAUUGAAGAUAUCCGUACAGGUAGAAAGACUGUGGACGUAACACAAAUAGAGCUUGAACUACACGAGGAUAUUGGGCUAAGGAAGAGGCACGAAGCUUGA
Molecule: messenger RNA, 1560 nt
Organism: Trichoderma virens Gv29-8
Lineage: Eukaryota; Fungi; Ascomycota; Sordariomycetes; Hypocreales; Hypocreaceae
Exons: 5
Coding region: 1-1560 (519 amino acids)
Biological process (GO): carbohydrate transport; transmembrane transport
Cellular component (GO): membrane
Molecular function (GO): carbohydrate:proton symporter activity
Source: RefSeq, a predicted model, not a curated record